This is a messenger RNA of Fibroporia radiculosa, 3765 nucleotides long. RefSeq lists its product as uncharacterized. The transcript is spliced from 11 exons. Gene Ontology annotation, biological process: G protein-coupled receptor signaling pathway. Gene Ontology annotation, molecular function: signaling receptor complex adaptor activity; protein binding. Gene Ontology annotation, cellular component: heterotrimeric G-protein complex; cytoplasm. The coding region runs from base 1 to 3765 and encodes 1254 amino acids. The record is from RefSeq and is a predicted model, not a curated record. Lineage: Eukaryota; Fungi; Basidiomycota; Agaricomycetes; Polyporales; Fibroporiaceae.
AUGGCGGCUGAGGUUGCUGCUUUGCCGCGCAUAGUAAUGCGUCCACGUCGCACUCUGCGGGGCCAUCUUGCCAAGAUUUACGCCAUGCAUUGGGCUACCGAUCGGCGACACCUUGUAUCUGCUUCCCAGGACGGAAAACUCAUCGUCUGGGAUGCGUACACAACUAACAAGGUUCAUGCCAUCCCACUUCGGUCGAGCUGGGUUAUGACCUGCGCUUACUCUCCGUCCGGAAACUACGUGGCUUGCGGUGGUCUUGACAAUAUCUGUUCCAUCUACAAUUUACACUCAAAGGAGGGUAAUAAUGUCAAAGGUGCCCGCGAAUUGAGUGCGCACUCGGGAUAUCUUUCCUGCUGUCGCUUCCUCAAUGACCGUCAAAUUGUCACAAGCUCGGGUGACAUGACCUGUAUGCUCUGGGAUAUCGAGGCUGGUGUCCGCGUGGUUGAAUUUAGCGACCAUACCGGUGAUGUUAUGAGUUUAUCACUGGGUCCCAACCAGAACGUAUUCGUGUCCGGUGCUUGCGAUGCUUCCGCCAAGCUUUGGGACAUUCGUAGCGGCAAGGCUACGCAGACCUUUACUGGCCAUGAAUCAGAUAUCAAUGCCGUGAAUUUCUUCCCCAAUGGCGAUGCGUUUGCAACCGGUUCCGAUGAUGCCUCGUGUCGUCUCUUUGACAUCCGAGCUGAUCGCGAACUGAACGCCUUCACUCACGAUAACAUUCUCUGUGGUAUCACAUCUGUGGCAUUCUCCAUCUCUGGCCGAAUCCUUUUCGGCGGCUACGACGACUGGACCUGCAAUGCAUGGGACACAUUGAAGGGUGAGCGGGUGGGGGUGUUGACUGGUCAUGAAAAUCGAGUCAGUUGUUUGGGAGUCAGUGCAGAUGGCAUGGCUCUCUGUACUGGGAGUUGGGAUAGCACUCUCAAGUACCAAGUUUUGAAGCAAUCUGUCAAGGAUAUUUUCCCGUUCUCUGAUAGGAAUAUGUCGGAAGAUGAUCGCGCUGCAAAGGCUGCGCGGGCGCGUGCAAUGCUCAAGAAGCGACAGCAACAGAAGGUGACCGGGACAGGCCUUUCUGCUGCCAGUCCUACAAUCUCAUCACCUCUCUUGUCGCCGGCACGAGCCUUUUCUCCAGCACCAUCUGAAGUGGUGGAAGAGAGGAAUGGACGAGACAUAGGCGACCUAUUCUCGAAUCGUCCUCAAGGUGAACGAGCGGACGGGACCUGGCUUUCGUCAUUAAUGCGCGCUGAAUCUAACCAAUCACGUCCGUCAUCUCCCUCUCUUGCGGCAAUGUCUCUACCUGUCCCAAUCCCUUCGGCUUCGGAGGGACAGUCACAGUCGGGACCCUCUGCCUCUACACCUGCUACCAAUGACCGGCAAGAACUACAGGAUUUAGUCAAAGAGCAGCAACGUACCAUAUCGACCUUGGAAUCCGAGAAGGCGUUUUUGUCCACUGCCAUAGAGACUUUGAAGCAGGCUGAAUCUAAAUGGCAGCAUGCCGAUACUGUACUUCAAGAGGAACGUGAGAAAUCACGACACGCCACAGAGUCUUUGAAACGCGCGGAAGUGGUCCUUGAGGAGUUAAAUCGUAAGAAUGAAGGACACGAAGCAACUAUUGCCUCACUCAAAUCAGAGCAAGCUAUCUUUAAACGGUCGGUGGAACUUCUUGAGGUAACGCAAUCGAAGGUCCAGGUAGCCGAAGAAUAUCUACAAGCUGAAAGAAAUGCCGCGCAGGCUCUACGAGGACGCAUACACGAGCUACAGGAAGUCGAAGAGGGACGUUCACAUCAUGUAGAAGAGCAGCGACAAACGAUAUCCUUGUUAGUGUCAGAGAAGGCAGCUUUGACAUUGUCAUUGCAACAUCUCCAGGAUGUGGAGCUGAGAUUACAGGAAACGGAACAACAGCUACAAUCAGAGCAAGAACGCUCUGAACAACUUCAAGCGUCUGUUUCUCGCCUGGAGACAGAGAACGAAGACUGUUCAGCUACAAUUCAUGAGCUUUCAGCGUCGGAGAAGCAGCUAGCGGACAGAUGUCGAGAGCAAGAGCGGGAGCUGCAGCUUCUUAACGGUGCUAUGACAGAUUUACGCUCACAGGCUGAACAAGCUGAACGUCGAGUGCGCGAACUAGAAGAGCAGAUCGAAAGCGACGAUCGCGCAGAACGACUGGAGGCCAUGCUUCGCAACACUCAGGACCGCGCGGAUGAAUUGGAAUUUCAGUUGUCAAAGUUACAGCAGGCUCAUUCUACGCUCAAGGCUGAUCGAGACAAUUUGGAUGGCCAUGUCCGCCAACAGGCUGGUGCUGAAGAGGAAUGGCGCCAUCGUCAUGCACAAAUAGAAGAGCAGCACACGGCAACUCAGGAAGAGCUAUCUAUCGUUAAAGCAGAACGACAAACUCUGCUCCUGGACAAAAUGAAUCUCGAGUCACAGCUGAAGGGAAAUGACAGUACUGUUGCAGAACUCGAACACAAACUCGCUGGUAUCGCUACGCAGCUUGCUAACGGAGCCAAGCAGUUACAGCAUACGCAAGCUGAGCUCAAGAGUGCCAACAAACGAGCCGAAGAGGCGGAGCGCAUACAAGGGGAGUUGCAGACCGAAGGUGUGGGCUUGAUGCGCUCUCUCGACGAGAUGCGUCCUAAAAUUGUCGAGCUGACCGAUGCCAAGUUGGAAUUAGGAGAAAAGGUGGAGAGCCUCGAGAAUGCCGUUCAUAGCCGGGAUGCUGCUAUUGCUAAGCUGGGAGCCGCUGUGGACGAGCUGCGGGCAGAGAAGGAGAUGGUCGAGGGAAGAUGGCAAGCCGCGACUGCUAUGCUGGAGAAGGAGCGCAAGGCAUCGCUUGACAACGACACCGCGAUGCGAGAAACGUAUAACUCGCUCAGAACCGAGCUGGAGGACUCGAUGGUAACUGUUCGUGCUCUCGAGAACGAGCAGACAAAUCACCGUCAGAUCAUAGACCGCCAUGUUACCGAAAUCGACAAUCUUUCCUCAGCUCUACAAACGCACAUGGACCAGCUCUCGUUGCUCAGAGAUGAGCUGGAUGAAAGUCGCCGCGCGCGGGACGAUGCACAAGUGUUCCUCGAGCAAGCGCAAGCAGAGAUGGGUAGUCUCCGUGCUGAGGUCCUGUCAAAAGACAAGGAGAUUGAAAAUCUCCGCCAAACCAACUCGGUGCCCUCUACACCCGCGUCGCAGUCCCUGGACGAGGAGAUGGUUAGCGCUCUCAAGCAACAACAUGCCCUUGAAAUUUCCGCUGCUCAGUCCCAAAUACGGAGUCUGGAAACUGUCGUUUUCGAGGCCGACGCACGGGCGCACAGCCUCCAGAAGCAGGUCGCGGCCUUAGAGGAUCAAGUCGUGCAUCUCAGGUCAUCGUCACGGGCAUCAGCACGCUCUCCUGUGCCGCGCCGGCCGUCAGUUCGUCCUGUCGACAUCUCAGACGACCUGCGCAGAGCCUCCUUCGUGUCGCAUCGCCCGUCGCAUCUCGCCGCGACGCCAACCACGCCGUCAGCAUUUGAUGGUCUGUCCCUAGAGGCACAGCAUAAGCGGCGGGUCAGCUUGAGCAUGCUGAAGGCCCGCAUGGACAGCGAGGUCGCCGCCUCCACCGGACUGACUCCUCGGACGCCGUCUAGGCUUGGCUCUCCAGCACAGCGGACUGCCACACUCCCAUCAGUCCCUGAGCCUUUAUCACCCGUGGUGUUGUCACCCGUGCACAUGAGAAAGCCCCAAUUCAUGGAUGAUGCACACAUCUUCUGGUGUCACUGUUGCCAGGGGGAUCUCGUCAUUCUAUAA